This is a messenger RNA of Sclerotinia sclerotiorum 1980 UF-70, 1218 nucleotides long. RefSeq lists its product as hypothetical. The coding region runs from base 1 to 1218 and encodes 405 amino acids. The transcript has a single exon. Gene Ontology annotation, biological process: secondary metabolite biosynthetic process. The record is from RefSeq and is a predicted model, not a curated record. Gene Ontology annotation, molecular function: FAD binding. NCBI's taxonomy places the organism in Eukaryota, Fungi, Ascomycota, Leotiomycetes, Helotiales, Sclerotiniaceae.
AUGUCUGCACCAUCUUCUAAAGAAGUUGCCAUCAUUGGAUCAGGAUUAUCCGGUCUAACUCUCGCUCUCGCCCUUCAUCAAAACAACAUCAAAUGUCGAGUUUACGAAAGUCGUCCAGCGCCUUUGAACAUUGGAGGUGCUGUCAUGCUUUCUCCUAAUGCUCUCAAAAUCUUGAAAGCUCUCAACGUCUAUGAUCGAAUUUGUCACAAAGGUUACAACUUUGAUAACCUUGAGUAUCGAACUGCUGGGGAUGGAAAGUUGGUGGAAAUUCAAGAAUUUGGUUCUGAGGAGAAAUAUGGUUUCCAGGCCCUUCGUAUUUACAGAAAUAUCCUAAUCACUGAAUUGCUUGAAAUGUUCAAGGAACAGGACAUUCCCAUCGAUUUUGGCAAGAAAUUUUCACAUGUCACUUCGGAGACCGAAAAACAAGUUGAAUGGGAAUUCACUGAUGGUACCAAGGGUACUGCACCUCUUCUUAUUGGAGCUGAUGGUAUUCAUUCCACUGUUCGCCGUUAUCUCUACCCCGAUUUGGAGACCAAGUUCACUGGAAUGGUUGGAAUCACAGCUGCUGUACCAACAUCUCAAUUACAACUUCCGGAAGGAUAUUAUAUUCCUGUCACCCUGAUGUCCCCCAAGGGUGCAUUUGUGAUUGCUCCUCAGCAAGAAGAUGGAUCCGAGGUAUUGAUCGGAAAACAAUUACGCAUCGAAGAGAAGGACAGAGCUGGUUGGAACGAUAUGUCAAACAACAAGGAAGAAAGCGUCAAAUUCUUGCAAAGCAACAAUGAUCUAUUCCCAGAAAUCGUUCACAACGCAGUAUCCAAGAUUUCCCAUGACAAGAUUAAUGUUUGGCCAUUUUACAUUGUGCCCAAGCUCGAUAACUGGGUAUCUCAAAAUCGACGUGUGGUUAUCCUUGGUGAUGCAGCUCAUGCAAUUCCUCCUUCCGCAGGUCAAGGUAUCAACCAAGCAUAUGAAGAUGUUUAUAUCUUUGCACUGCUACUUGCAAAGUCAAACAGGGAGGAUAUUCAAAGUGCACUCUCUUUCUGGCAAGAAUACCGACACAAGAGAGUCGGAAAGGUUUUGGAAUUGAACCAGCAAAUUGAUUUGAGACGUUUACCAGGAAAUUCAGCAGAUCAGAAGAGGGAACCAUUUGAGCUGAGCUGGUUGUAUAAUGCGGAUUUCGAGGCAGAUGUAGAAGAGUGGAUUGCUCAGCAAAAGCAAUGA